ACGAAUACACAACACGCGCACCAUGGGCUUGCGAAGACCGUCGAGGGAGAGGACCACCUCGUAAACAGGCCUGCACCUGGUAUCUCCUACUUCACACCGCUUCAAAACCCUCGCGCAGGAACGGCCCUGGGCAUGAAGGAUGGCAGCGAAAAAAUCCCUAAGAUCUUCAAGCCGCUCAAGAUCCGCGGUCUUCAGCUUCAGAACCGCAUCUUUGUCUCUCCUCUCUGCCAAUACUCCGCCGAUAACGGACACAUGACAGACUGGCAUCUCACCCAUAUCGGGGGCAUUGUUCAACGUGGGCCCGGUCUUACAUUUAUUGAAGCUUCCGCCGUUGUUCCCGAAGGUCGCAUAACUCCUCAGGACGUCGGUAUUUGGCAAGAUUCCCAGAUCGAGCCGAUGCGUCGCGUUGUUGAGUUCGCCCACUCUCAGAACCAGCGGAUCGCCAUCCAGCUCGCACACGCGGGCCGAAAAGCUAGCACCGUUGCACCAUGGCUCAGCAUGGGCGACAUCGCCACAGAGUCAAUGGGUGGCUGGCCUAGUAACGUGUAUGGACCUAGUCCCAUCGCGUUCAACGACAAGCACGCGCAGCCCAAGGAAAUGACCAGGCAGGACAUCGAGAGCUUCAAGGCUGCUUUCAAGGCCGCUAUUGGACGUUCGCUGAAGGCCGGAUUUGAUGCCAUUGAGAUCCACAAUGCUCACGGCUAUCUCCUGCACUCUUUCCUUUCGCCUGCAUCCAACCACCGCACCGACGAGUACGGCGGCUCCUUCGAGAACCGCAUCCGACUCACAAUCGAGGUCGUGGAGCUUGCCCGAGCCGCUAUCCCAGAUACCAUGCCUCUCUUCCUCCGAAUCAGCGCCGAUGACUGGCUGCAAGAGGCCGGAAUUGAGGGCUGGACCAUCGAUCAAACCGUCCGCCUCGCCGAGAUUCUGGCCACCAAGGGUGUCGAUGUGAUAGACGUCUCCUCGGCUGGUCUCCACGAGAAGCAGAAGAUCAAGGGCGGCCCAGGAUACCAGGAGCCGUUCGCCAAGGCAAUCAAGGACAAAGUUGGCGACAAGUUGCUCGUAUCCACCGUUGGAUCGAUCACGAAUGGCGAGCAGGCAAAUGGAUACCUCGAGAAGGACAAUCUGGAUGUUGUCUUCGCUGGACGAAUGUUCCAGAAGAACCCCGGACUUGUCUGGGCAUGGGCAGAUGACCUCGGCGUGGAGGGCAGAUGGGCCAACCAGAUUCGAUGGGGUUUUGGAGGACGAGGAUCUAAG
Paraphaeosphaeria sporulosa is the source of this 1257-nucleotide messenger RNA. Its product is annotated as NADPH dehydrogenase. Lineage: Eukaryota; Fungi; Ascomycota; Dothideomycetes; Pleosporales; Didymosphaeriaceae. The record is from RefSeq and is a predicted model, not a curated record. Gene Ontology annotation, cellular component: intracellular anatomical structure. The annotation marks the transcript as partial. Gene Ontology annotation, molecular function: NADPH dehydrogenase activity; NADP binding; FMN binding. The transcript is spliced from 3 exons.